UAUAAUCACUGGAUUUUUUUUUGUUUUGUUUUAUUUAAUAUUUUGUUCAAUAUGCAGAAUGGCGAAAUCAUUCAAAAGCAGAGCACAUGGUGACGAUAUUGAAAUGGAUUUUGUGUAAAACAGCGCCAAACUUCAGAAAAAAUGGGGGCAGCAAAUUCAAGCGAGAGUGAGAAAAAACUUCUUAAAAGAAGAGCGACGGAAUUGGAUAAAAGAUCGAAAGAAAUGGAUAAAAGAGCUGAGGAACUGGACAAAAGGGAGAAGGAACUUGAAAAAAAGGAGAAAGAACUGGAAAAAAGGGAGAAGGAACUGGAUAAAGGAGUGAAAGAACUGAAGAAGAGGGAGACGGAACUGAAGAAGUCUGGAGGAAUGAGUCUUUUGCGACACAACAGUGGAGAAUCAGAGACACCUAACAAUUGCGGUUGCUGGUAUAAUCAAACGGCAGAACAGAGAGAAGAGGAACCUUAUUCCUUCUUCUGUCAGAACACAGGUUGUGCUGCGAUUCGCAGUCCCUCUCCAGGAUCCAUUCUAACCAAACUGUGCUGUUGCUGUUGACCAGUUGGUCUGUUACUGGUGCUGGAGUUUGGAUUUCCCAAUACCAAUCGCCUCUCUGUCUGCAUUGCCGUGAACAUCUGCCUGUUUCCAAUUGUGAUUUAGGAUUUGCUUGUUGGUUCUGUUUGCCCCUCGUCUAACCAUCCUGACACUGAUUCUCGUCUCACGAUCCGGAUUUGAUUUCCCUGGACUCUGCCUGAUCAUUCUCCUCUCAGCUGUCCUGUACUAUAAUCCUUCAGUAAAUUGUAGUUAAGUGACCUAGAAGUACUAUUUUCAUAAUUUCCUAGAAUAGGAAUAUGUUUAGAAUAAUGUAAGGGAAAUCACUAUAAUUUCAGUGUAAUUUCAUUUGAUAAAUAUUCUGGAUAUUAUUCUAAAGAUUGAUGUAACUGAAAGGUGAAAGUUCAGUUAGGAUGAUGUCAUUGAGCCAGCACUGUUUGAUAUGGAGAGCUCGAGCCAAGUGAAGUGAAAUAGGCUAUAUUGCUGACGUGUGAAGAUGUGUUGCUUUGUGUAAAAAAAAAAUAAUUCCAACAGAAUUGGCAAAAUAAAGUUUCGAAAGAGAA
Pimephales promelas (fathead minnow) is the source of this 1109-nucleotide messenger RNA. NCBI's taxonomy places the organism in Eukaryota, Metazoa, Chordata, Actinopteri, Cypriniformes, Leuciscidae. The record is from RefSeq and is a predicted model, not a curated record.